Molecule: messenger RNA, 1800 nt
Organism: Lichtheimia ornata
Lineage: Eukaryota; Fungi; Mucoromycota; Mucoromycetes; Mucorales; Lichtheimiaceae
Product: translation initiation factor RLI1
Exons: 8
Coding region: 1-1800 (599 amino acids)
Biological process (GO): translational termination; translational initiation; ribosomal subunit export from nucleus
Molecular function (GO): ATP hydrolysis activity; ATP binding; ribosomal small subunit binding
Source: RefSeq, a predicted model, not a curated record
AUGAGCGACAAGUUGACCCGUAUUGCUAUUAUCAACGCUGACAAGUGCAAGCCCAAGAAAUGCCGACAAGAAUGUAAAAAGUCUUGUCCUGUCAACAGAAUGGGCAAGUUUUGUAUCGAAGUGUCUCCCACCUCCAAGAUCGCCUUCAUUUCGGAAACGCUUUGUAUUGGUUGUGGUAUCUGUCCCAAGAAAUGUCCUUUUGGUGCCAUCAACAUUAUCAACUUGCCCACCAACUUGGAAUCUGAGGUGACGCAUCGUUAUUCCGCCAACUCUUUCAAGUUGCAUCGUUUGCCAGUGCCUCGUCCUGGUCAAGUCCUUGGUUUGGUUGGUACCAACGGUAUCGGCAAAUCCACCGCUCUCAAGAUCCUUUCCGGCAAGAUGAAGCCUAACCUCGGCCAAUUCGAUAAUCCUCCUGAUUGGGAAGAUAUUCUCAAGUACUUCCGUGGCUCCGAAUUGCAAAAUUACUUUACAAAGAUCUUGGAGGAUAAUCUCAAGGCCAUCACCAAGCCUCAGUAUGUGGAUCACAUUCCCAAGGUCGUCAACGGCAAAGUGGGUCAACUUUUGGAGGACAAGAUGGAACGUAACAACCUUGAUGAGAUGAUUGAUGAGCUCGAACUCAAGGGUAUCAUGAACCGUGAAGUUGGUCAGCUCUCUGGUGGUGAGUUGCAACGUUUCGCUAUUGGUGUCGUUGCUGUUCAAAAGGCAAAUGUUUACAUGUUUGAUGAGCCUUCUUCGUACUUGGAUGUCAAGCAACGUCUUAAUGCUGCUCGUGUUAUUCGAUCAUUGAUCACUGCCGAGAGCUACAUUAUUGUUGUCGAGCACGAUUUGUCAGUGUUGGAUUACCUUUCCGAUUACAUUUGUAUCUUGUAUGGUAUGCCAUCCGUAUACGGUGUUGUUACUCUUCCUGCUUCGGUCCGUGAUGGUAUCAAUAUCUUCUUGGAUGGUCACAUCAGAACCGAGAACUUGCGUUUCCGUCAAGAAUCAUUGACUUUCAAGAUUGUUGAACAAACCGAUGAUGCUGCUGUUGAGAAGCAAAGAAACUACAGCUACCCCGAUAUGACCAAGACUUUGGGUGAUUUCAAGCUUGAAGUCAAGGCUGGUGAAUUCACUGAUUCUGAAAUUGUUGUCAUGUUGGGUCAAAAUGGUACUGGCAAGACCACCUUUAUUCGUUUGCUUGCUGGCUUGUUGAAGCCUGAUGGUGGUGAAGGUGUCCCUGAAUUGAAUGUGUCGUACAAGCCCCAAAAGAUCUCUCCCAAGUUCAAGGGCACUGUUCGCAUGUUGUUUAUCAAAAAGAUCAAGGCCGCUUUCUUGAACCCUCAAUUCCAAACCGAUGUUGUGAAGCCUCUCAGCAUUGAAAACAUUCUCGAUCAAGAAGUGACUCACUUGUCCGGUGGUGAAUUGCAACGUGUUGCUAUUAUCCUUGCUCUUGGUCAGCCUGCCGACAUUUACCUUAUUGACGAGCCUUCCGCUUAUCUCGAUUCCGAACAGCGUAUUAUUGCUGCCAAGGUCAUUAAGCGUUUCAUUGUCCACUUUAAGCGCACUGCAUUCAUUGUCGAGCACGAUUUCAUUAUGGCCACCUAUCUUGCUGAUCGUGUCGUUGUGUACGAGGGCCAACCCUCUAUCCAUGCCAUUGCCAACACCCCUCAAUCUUUGCUCAGUGGUAUGAACAAGUUCUUGGCAUCACUCGAAAUUACUUUCCGUCGUGAUCCUACCAAUUACCGACCAAGAAUCAACAAGUACGACUCUCAAAUGGACCAGGAACAAAAGGCCACUGGCAAUUACUUCUUCUUGGAACAGUAG